GGGCGGCGCGGCCGCGAAGGCCGCCUGCCGCCGCAUCCUGGAGGAGGCGCCCGGCCGGGGGUGGCACGAGGGCUUCUCGGCCAAGGGUUCGCCAGGGGACCAGUGCACCGACGAGCACCUGGACCCCGACGAGAUGUGGCUUUUCGCUAUAGCGUCGCAGUUCAGCGAGAAGAACCCCUUUGUGAAUUUUGGCCGGGCACUCUUGCGACUCGCCCAAGCCACCUUGCAGGAAGCUGGAGAGCGAUUGCGCAUCACAUUGGCAAGGUUGGUAUUGGUAUGUGAGUUGCGCGACGCCGAUCUCUGCAAGCACGCUCCGAGCAUAGGGGGCGUGUUUUUUAUUGUUGGGGAGCUUUUCCUGCAGGCCACCACAGACCUCGACGACGAGCCCUUCGAUCUGGAAGUUAUGCAGCAAGCCAUGCAGGAGGUUGCAAGUCUGGAGGAUGCGAAGCGCAGCCUCCGUCCCCAGCGUACCUGGAGCCUCUUGAAGCUAUCGCUGGCCUUCGGUACGAUCGCUGCAGCGAAUGCCCAGGCACGUUCGGAGAAUGCUUCAAGGAUCCUAGAUAUGUUCAUUGAGCGCUGGCUGAAGAUGAAGCAGUCCCUCCUCUUGUCGGGAUGGAGAGGACUCAUGGCGUUGUCCGUUGGGCUCGCGAGGCACACUGGCGUAAGCGUCAGCGGACUCUACAAGGUCACCCCGGAGCCCCUGUGGCCCCAGCUGCGGCACCUCCUGGCCAGCUGCGGCUGCGUGGCCUCCUCCCUGGCGGCGGCCGGCGCGGCGGCCGCGCCGAGGCCGUCGGAGACCUCCUCGCUAGCGGCGGCCGGCGCGGCUGCCGCGCCGAGGCCACCAGAGGCCUCCUCGGCGGCGGGGCCCAGCGCGGCGCCCGCAGCCGCGCCAGCGAUGGCCACGAUGCGGGAGCGGAAGGCGUUCCGGGAGUUCCGGAACGGCACCGGCUUCUUCGCCACGGUGUGCGACGGCGACUCGCCCGAGGACCGGAUCCCAGCGUUCUUCUUCCGCGAAGCGGCAAGGACGCACAGCGAUUCCGUCCGCCCCGGCACUCGCUUGUGCAUGCGAGUGCGGCCAGAGGUUGGCAGCAGCAGCGCCACACACGUCAGACCAGCGGACAAGGCCUUCGGUGGCGGUUGGCAGCUGGUGGUCGGCACGGACGCCGCCAUCGGGCCGCCCGAGCCCUUCGUUCUGAGCUGCAUGCCGUCGCAUGGAGCCGUGGAGGUGUACGCCGUGGUCCUGGAGACGUCCGGCGAGGAGCACGCGGCGAACGGGAACGUCUACCGCAAGAUCACGGUGGCGGACGGCAGCUGCCCGAGAGGCCUGUGCUGGAUCUCCUUCGGGCGCACCUCCGCGGAGCUGCCGCCCCCUCACGGGCGCGGCACGCUGCUCCGCAUCUCCGCCGAGAGGGCGGGGCGGACGCUCAAGAACGGCAGCGGCACGCCGCUGUCGCCGGGGGACGGGCCUCACGCUGAGAAGCUAGCAGCGUGGGCCCGGGGGGCAGGCGUGCUGCGAGACCACGCCGUCGGCGCGAGCCGGCGGUUGUUCAACAUGUGGAUCCUGAUCCUGACGUACUUCCCCCACCACCUCCCGAUCCUACCGACGGCCUCGUGGACCAAAUUCUUUUCAGAUGCGACAUACGGAUGCCUGAUGGGACGAUUUGUGGAGAAUUCGUUCACGGUGCUGCAGGAGGCGUUGGCGCAUCACGGUGCCAUCGAAAAACCGGACCAGUUGAUUGGCCAGUUCUAUGUGUGCAAGUUCUGCAAGGCCUUCGACAAGCACUCUGUGAAGCUGCACAUGGCCGUCUCGCCUGAGCUCAAGCCUCAAGCGCCGCAGCCCGAGGCGUGGAGCCGCCCGUGCGCGGAGCCCGCUCGGCGCGGCCCCGCGCGGAGGGGCCGACGCCGAGCUCUCGCGGCGAAGCUGCUGGCGCGCAGGGCCUUCGAGGCGCGCAGGGCGCGCGCCGCCUCGGCGGCGGCGGCCGGCUUCGGGCAUGCGCUCAGAGGUACACGCAACCUGCGUGUACUGACCCACACCAAGGCCAAGGCUGGGGGCGAGGGGGCCACCCGCCAGUGCCUGACCAACCUUCACUCGCUCGCCUGGGACCCCAGACCGAGCUCCGAGCUCCGCUCGAAGCUGGCUCCCAGGGGCCCCAUCUCGAGGUCCACCCUGGCCCGCUCUCCGAGCCGCGCCCAGGACGCGGCUGCCGCCUCCGCCGUGCCGGACGAGGUGGAGGACCGCGGCGGCGAGCAUGCGAGCAUGGGGCCUUGCAGGGGAGAGAAGGCAAGCAGCACGGCCAGCAGCGGGUACCUCACCCCGCUGGCCAGAGCCCCGUGGCAGUCAUAUGCUCAAGAGAAGCCGGCCAGGAUGGAGCUUCCGGGGAGGGGUCGGGGUUGA
Prorocentrum cordatum is the source of this 2395-nucleotide messenger RNA. The record is from the annotation of a GenBank genome assembly. Lineage: Eukaryota; Dinophyceae; Prorocentrales; Prorocentraceae.